CAAUUCGUUCGCAACAAGAAACUCAUCUCUUUCUGUUUUCCUUUUUUGAUACUCUACAUUAUCGCAAACCCCUCCAAUCCCAGUUCAGGUACUGUUCAUCCCCUUCUUUUGCCGUCCGUGAAUACUGUUGAUGUCUUGCAAUUUUGUAGUGUCCCUGUGUUUUUAGGUAAAAUCAAUUGGACUUGCUGUAUAUAUAUAGAAUUUCUGGUUAUUGUUUUCUGGUAUGCUUGUGAAUUGAAGUUUGAGGUUUGAGAAUCUCGUAGUUUUCCGUGAUCUAUUUCUGGCGAAUUCCGUUGUCUCGCCGUUGUGAAUUAGGGUUCUCCGCAGGAUAAAUUUGGGGAUUCACCAAAUUUUGCUGUAAACCCCAAUUCGUAUCGUUCUUGUAGUGCUUGUAAGUAAAAAAAAAUAAAAAUGGUAGAUUCAAUUGCUGCAGCAUCCCUCUUAGGAUAUCUACCCAUCAAUGGGUGUUAUUAUAGCAAAGAUGUCUCGAUCAAACGUAGUCCGGCUGAUCCUUACCGGCAGCCAUUUACUAAAUUCCCCUGCAGAAAAGUUCCAUUUUGUGUUUCACCAUCUUCAAUGAUCAAGGCUCAAGCCAAAGAAUUAACCAAAGAGGCAUAUCCAUAUUCAUUCCGCGAUGAAGAAAGAACAAGAACAACCAGAGACUUCCGAAACAGGAUUGAUACUGGUGUUUAUCUCCGGCCGGGGAUGUGGCCACCGGAGAACAAGGCAGACAAUCCAGCCCUUAAUAACCCGUUACUCCGGCAAGAACGGAUGGGUUGUGGAUGGCUAGGUGUUAUAUUCGAAUGGGAAGGGGUGUUGGUCGAGGACAAUCCAGAUCUCGAGAAGCAAGCAUGGCUGACCCUUUCUCAGGAAGAAGGGAAGUCGCCGCCUCCGGCAUUCCUGCUCCGGAGAAUAGAAGGCAUGAAGAACGAACAAGCCAUGUCCGAAGUUCUCUGUUGGUCGAGAGAUCCAUCUGAGCUGAAGAGAAUGGCAUCAAGGAAGGAGGAUAUUCACCAAGCUUUACAUGGUGGGAUGUAUUCCCAUAGCUUUCGUCCCGGCUCCCGGGAGCUUGUGAAUGUUCUGAUGCACCAAAAGGUGCCGAUGGCGCUGGUGUCCACCCGUCCAAGAAAGUCCCUUGAGCAAGCAAUUGGAGCCAUCGAUAUGGAAGGUGUGUUCGACAUCAUCGUGGCGGCUGAGGAUGUCCACCGAGGGAAGCCAGAUCCCGAGAUGUUUGUAUACGCCGCACAGCUCUUGCAGUUCAUACCCGAAAGGUGCAUUGUCUUCGGAAAUUCGAACCAAACCGUGGAAGCAGCACACGAUGCACAGAUGAAGUGUGUGGCGGUCGCUAGUAAACACCCCGUGUACGAGCUUAAUGCAGCCGACCUGGUCGUCCGACACCUUAACGAGCUAUCAGUUGUUGAUCUGAAGAACCUGGCCGACAUCGAAUCGCCUGAAUUCGGGCACAACGAGCCCGAGCUGGAGAUGGAACCUGAGGCAGAAGAUGAGCAGUACCACUCCUCGACCGGUUUUUCCGAUGAUUUCUGGUGAUGAUGACUCGCAAAUGUACAGAUUGAUCAUUGAUGAUAUACGUAGGCUAUGGAACUAUAGCAUUCGCUGUGUAAAGAAUAGGGAACAGACAUUAAAGUUUGCAACAUAUUGCAGGAAUGGUAUAAAGUUUGUAGUUUUAAAUGACUUUUGCAAGAAACCAACUUUUUAUAUAUUA
Molecule: messenger RNA, 1723 nt
Organism: Andrographis paniculata
Lineage: Eukaryota; Viridiplantae; Streptophyta; Magnoliopsida; Lamiales; Acanthaceae
Product: 5-amino-6-(5-phospho-D-ribitylamino)uracil phosphatase, chloroplastic-like
Exons: 1
Coding region: 412-1548 (378 amino acids)
Source: RefSeq, a predicted model, not a curated record